This is a messenger RNA of Mucor velutinosus, 1389 nucleotides long. RefSeq lists its product as uncharacterized. Gene Ontology annotation, cellular component: nucleus; cytoplasm. The coding region runs from base 1 to 1389 and encodes 462 amino acids. Gene Ontology annotation, molecular function: NEDD8 activating enzyme activity. The record is from RefSeq and is a predicted model, not a curated record. The transcript is spliced from 7 exons. Gene Ontology annotation, biological process: protein neddylation. Lineage: Eukaryota; Fungi; Mucoromycota; Mucoromycetes; Mucorales; Mucoraceae.
AUGACAGUACCCGACUCUAAAAGACAGCGCACUUCUUCACACUCAAGCAACGAAGACAUGGCAACACCUACCUCUACUACGGACAAAUCUGAUGUCGACAUGAUAGACGAUGUAGAAGAACGCAAGGAUGAAAAUGGAGAUGAUACACAAGAUGAAGCAGCAGCAGCCGCAGCAGAGGAACUCGAAAAGGGUAUUAUUGGUGUCCUUGACUCGCCCAAAAUUGUAAAAGCGCUUGCAGAAUGCAAAAUUUUGGUUAUUGGUGCUGGCGGUUUAGGCUGUGAAAUCCUCAAGAACCUUGCAUUGACAGGCUUCAAGCAACUUCAUGUCAUUGAUAUGGAUACCAUUGAUUUAAGUAAUUUGAACAGACAAUUCUUAUUCAGAAAGAAAGAUAUUGGGAAAUCAAAAGCCAUUGUGGCAGCCAACUUUGUCAUGAGCCGAGUGCCUGGUGUCGAAGUAGUGCCCUACUAUGGAAAGAUUCAAGACAAGGACGACGAUUACUACAGACAGUUCCAGCUGGUCAUUUGUGGAUUGGAUUCAGUAGAGGCAAGGAGAUGGAUCAACGCCAAAUUAGUGGACAUGGUGGACGAAGAUGACAUGCAGAGCUGGAAGCCGCUGAUUGAUGGUGGCACUGAAGGCUUCAAGGGACAGGCUCGUGUAAUUCUGCCUACCAUGAGCUCUUGCUACGAAUGCUCCUUGGACAUGUUUAACAAACCCACCACAUUCCCCAUCUGCACAAUCGCCAACACACCUCGUUUACCAGAGCACUGCAUUGAAUGGGCCUCUGUAUUGGAAUGGCCAAAGGUGUGGGGCGACAAAAAAUACGACACUGACAAUCCAGAGCACAUUACUUGGCUGUAUCAACAAGCUUCUGAAAGAGCCAAGAAGUUCAAUAUUACUGGCGUUACCUACUCUUUGACCCAGGGCGUUGUAAAGAACAUUAUUCCUGCCAUUGCCUCCACAAAUGCUGUUAUUGCAGCUUCAUGCUGUAACGAGGCAUUCAAGCUAGCUACUGGAGCGGCUCCCUAUCUGAACAAUUACAUGAUGUACACUGGUAAUGAUGGCGUUUAUACCUACACAUUUGAACAUCAAAAGAAGCCAGACUGUACUGUGUGUGGUUCAGAAUCAUCCGUUGCCAAAUUAAAUCCUGAAAUGACUGUAGAAGAGUUGAUUGAAUGGCUCACCGAGAAGCCUGACAUACAAUUGAAAAAGCCCAGCCUUCGAACAGCAUCCAAGACUAUCUACAUGCAAGCACCAAAGGCGUUAGAAGAAGCAACUCGUCCCAAUCUCUCGAAAUUUAUUAGCGAAUUCAUUGAAGAUGGAGAAUUCGUUACUGUGACAGACGUUGCAUUGCCUGUUAGUCUUCAGUUGAAGGUCAUUAUCCGUCCCUGA